Priapulus caudatus is the source of this 3036-nucleotide messenger RNA. Its product is annotated as mitochondrial-processing peptidase subunit alpha-like. NCBI's taxonomy places the organism in Eukaryota, Metazoa, Priapulida, Priapulimorpha, Priapulimorphida, Priapulidae. The coding region runs from base 1 to 2064 and encodes 687 amino acids. Gene Ontology annotation, cellular component: mitochondrion. The record is from RefSeq and is a predicted model, not a curated record. The transcript has 14 exons. Gene Ontology annotation, molecular function: metal ion binding; nucleic acid binding; metalloendopeptidase activity.
AUGACUAUGGAGCAAGUGGCAGAAGAAACUAAAACAGACACCAAGCUCCAAGCAGUCAUGACAUCCAUCCGGAUGGGCAAGUGGGAACAGCCCCUGGUCCAAAGUUUCAAGAAAGUCUGCCCACCAGAACCGCUCAAGCCUAGACCGUUGCCUGGCGGCCCAUGGAAAGAAAUCUCCAUUGACUUUCUUGGCCCACUUCCGUCGGGUGAUGUGCUUUUGGUUGCCAUAGACAACUACAGUCGUUUCCCUGAGGUAGAGAUUAUAUCGUCAACUUCUGCAAAGACUGUUAUACCCAAGAACGUCCACAAGGUCAUCAAGACAACAGACGAGCUGAGAAAGGCUAAGGCAAAGGCCUAUUACGACAGCCGCAAGAACGCCAAAGUCUCGCCACUCUCCAUAGGCGACACAGUACUGGUCAAACAGCGCCGCACGAAUAAGAUGUCCACUCCAUUCGACCCUCAGCCUCUGACCAUCAGCGUAGGAAGGGCUCCAUGUACAGUAGGAGUUCUAAAACGAUCUUUUUCUUGCAGAAAAUUAUAUACAACAGUUGGAAGGCGCUACUGUGCCACAAGCAAUGUAGACCCUAAUUCGGUUCUACUAUCACAAACCCUGCCAGGCCUACCAAAUGCUAUUUACUCAAAACAUGCAGAGAGCAACCAAGAUACCAAAGUAACUGUCCUAGAAAAUGGAUUAAAAGUUGCAUCGAAGAAUAAGUAUGGAAGAUUUUGCACAGUUGGAGUUGCCAUUGAUUCUGGACCCAGAUAUGAAGUAGCAUUUCCCAGUGGUGUCUCCCAUUUUCUGGAGAAGCUAGCAUUCAGUUCAUCACUGGAAUAUCAGGAUAGAGAUCGGAUCAUGCAGGAGUUGGAGAAACAUGGUGGAAUCUGUGAUUGCCAGAUUUCCAGGGAUACGGGUAUUUAUGCUGCUUCAGCAUAUACAUCUGGUCUGGAUUCGAUAGUAAAACUUCUAGGAGAUGUUAUUCUUAGACCAAAUAUAUCAGACGAAGAGGUUGACCAGGCGAGAAUGUCCAUCUCAUUCGAGCUGGAAGACUUGGAGAUGAGACCAGAUCCUGAACCCUUACUUACUGAGAUGAUUCAUGCGGCGGCAUAUCGUGAUAACACAUUAGGAUUGCCAAAGUUCCCACUACCCGAUAAUGUACCUGUGAUAGAUAGGAAAGUUUUAUUCACUUACCUGAAAAAUUUCUACACUCCAUCACGGAUGGUAUUAGCUGGUGUUGGUGUCGAGCAUGAGCAGCUGGUGGAGAUGGCUGAGAAGUUCUUUGUAGAGAAGGAGCCGGUGUGGAACCAGGAUACGAGUCUCGUGAUGGGAAACAGGGACAUGUGUGACAGGUCUACCGCACAGUACACGGGAGGAGUCAUUCAGAGAGAGAAGGACCUGUCUGAUGUCAGCAUGGGUCCAACCCCGAUCCCAGAGCUCGCCCACUUUGUGCUUGGUCUGGAGAGCUGCAGCCACAAGGAUCCCGACUUUGUCGCCUUCUGUGUCCUAAACAUGCUGAUGGGAGGUGGAGGUUCAUUCUCCGCGGGCGGUCCUGGCAAGGGCAUGUACACACGACUCUACCUCAAUGUGUUGAACAGGUAUCAUUGGAUUUACAACGCGACCGCAUACAAUCACGCAUACAACGACAGUGGAGUGUUCUGUAUACAUGCUGCUGCUCAUCCCAGCCAAUUGAAAGAGCUGGUCGACAUCAUUGUGAAGGAGUUUACGUUGAUGGCGGGAAGCGUGACGCGAGUGGAACUCGAGCGCGCCAAAACCCAACUGCAGUCGAUGCUGAUGAUGAACCUGGAGAGUCGUCCGGUUAUCUUCGAGGACAUUGCGCGGCAAGUGCUGGCCAGCGGCUCCCACAAGCAGCCACAGUACUUCGUCAGUCAGAUAGCCAAGAUUACUGAAGAGGAUAUCCAUCGAGUAGUCGGACGUAUGCUCUCCACAAAACCGUCAGUGGUUGGGCUGGGCAGCUUAGCUCAACUGCCUGAAUACACUAACAUUCAGGAGGGACUCUGUCAGAAGAAUGGUACAUCCGGCUCGUCACGAUUCUCUCUUUUUCGGUGAAACAGGAGGAAUCUAGAAAUCUCGCAUGUUAUCCAUGAAAUAUCUUUCGUAGGAUUACAACUGGCGUACAACAAGGAGGCGAGGGUGAGUCUACUGAUAAUGUGGUAGUGAUUUAUGACUACACGAUUAAGUAAAGUUGGAAAACAUGCACGGGGGAGACGAAACUGGGGUUUAACCAGUUUAGAAAGAUUCUCGGUAGCCUGUGUAAUGAUGUGUCUACUAUCAAGUCUGUUCUGACUCUUAGCUUUUGAAAUGCUGACUCAAAUCCAAGACAGAUUUUCAUGUUGCUUUCACGUUGUUGUUUACUAAUUUACAAAGACUUGCUGAAAGUGUUAAGGACUGGAAGAGGUCAAAAUUUGAUCAAUGCUGUAGUGUGAAUGGCACGACGAAGCUAAUCAAUUGACUACUUUGGUGUAGUUACUUAUGUGACGUUCAAGUAAGUUCUCAGGAACUUUAUGUGUUUUAAACGAUUUGGUAUCGAAGGUUAACGAUAAGCAUUGUGCAACAGUUUGUCGAAAGCAAUGUCAAAUUAUCUCAAACGUUGUGCCACAACACAGUCUCAUUCAAAUGUAUCAUGUGUCAUGUCUUUGCAGUCACAAGUCACUAUUCAAAAAUGAGCAUAGAACAAAGAAAUGUAACACAUCCCUUGCCCUAAGUAACCUGUAGAUAUCAAUAUAGUCAAUUAAAUGGCAUUAAAUGUGCAACUAAAUAGGACCAAGUUGUGAUGAAAAUGAUAGACUAGCCAGUCUAAUGGGUGCAUUGGGUGAGUGUGGUAGACAACCUGCAGGGUUGUUGCGAGCAGAUACGAAGGUUAAGCUCAUGGUAAUGGCUUGUGUAUAGCUCAUAUAUACCGUGUAGAUAAUGACAGACCUGUACAGUGUUUGUCCAGUUCUCAAGUAAAGUUAUACUGCUUGUAAUGGACUGUAAACUAACAAAACAAUAAAGCAGGCUUAUUGUACAUUAUAUAUACGA